Molecule: messenger RNA, 4457 nt
Organism: Cherax quadricarinatus
Lineage: Eukaryota; Metazoa; Arthropoda; Malacostraca; Decapoda; Parastacidae
Product: RING finger protein 37
Biological process (GO): protein polyubiquitination
Cellular component (GO): nucleus
Molecular function (GO): ubiquitin-ubiquitin ligase activity; ubiquitin protein ligase binding
Source: RefSeq, a predicted model, not a curated record
UAACUGAGGAUGCUGUGCCUGGCUGUGUCUGCUGCAACAUUGAUCAAGACAGCAACAUUGACCACUCUGAGGGGUGGAGACACCUGCACUAGUAAAUGGUCUGAGCCGUAACAUUUAGUGUUAUACCUGGAGAGGAUUACUUCAGGAUGGACUUCUGUGCAGGAUGUCUGACUCCACGAAUAUCUUCCAGCAAGCCAGGAGCAGAUGGCCGGGAAGUCAGUAAUUUGAUAAGUUGUGACUUGGCUGCUAGAAGAAAAGGAUUUAUGGGAGAAUAUUUCAUAACACCACCUGUCGAUAUAUCUAUAGAAUUUUCUGUACCUAUUGACAUUGGUCAUAUUAAACUGGGAGCUAGACUAGAACACAUGUGUAGCACUGGCUUCUCUGUAUUCACUGCACCUGAGGAAGUCACACAGUGCCAUCAACACUCUAAAGAGUGUGAUGAAUACCCUCUAUCAACAAGUUUUGAAUCAUGUUCCCCGGUAUCUCUCUAUACAUCUGGACCAUCAUCUGUCCACUCCACAAGUCUGUACUCCAAAAAUGCAUCAUCUGAUUUUGUGAAUAGAAAAGCACAGUCAUCAGAAAAUAGAGAUGACAAAAUUGAUGGCAUACAGUUUUGUGUUGGCAAGUAUUAUACACAAGGUGAAGAUCAUAUUUACUUGAGGAACCCUUAUUAUAAACAUUGGAUGAAUAUUUCUUUACCAGCAAUUAAUGAGGGAAGCAACGGGUCAAGCAUUUAUAAUGGUUCUCUCAGACAUUCAAACAGACAAGCCCUUAGAUGCGUGAAGAACGUAGUAAUAAAAAUUUUACAAACAUCUGUGAAAGGUCCACCAGUUUUGUGCUUUGUUGAAAUUUGGGGACAGCCAGGUAUAAGUACUGGAAAAAUUGAAAGGAAAGAGCUACUUCAAAAAUGGGCUAGCCGGAAGAAAAUUGAAGCUUCUUUGCCACUUGUGCCACGAAUGUACAAUUCAGACCCAGAGGAAAGCAAGACAGAAACUCCCAUCAGUGAAACUUUACGCAUACAAGACUCACUGGAAAUACCAGAGGACUUCCUUGACCCCCUGACCUGUGAAGUGAUGACAGUGCCGUUACUCCUACCCUCGGGUCACUCCAUAGAUGCUCACACCCUUGACAGGUUUGCUGCCAAUGAGGCCAUAUGGGGACGUACAGCUUCAGAUCCUUUCACAGGUGUUCCAUUCAAAGCAGGAUUAAAACCAAUUCCUAAUGUUCCUCUGAAAGCACGAAUUGACAGGUUUCUGCUGUUACAUACCAACCAUCCAGAAGUUCACAGAACUGCUCGAACUGUUGGUUCUGCUCACAGUUUGAGCAGCCACUAUAAUUCAAGUCAAGACAAGUCAAAAGCUCAAGAACAAAACAGUUCAUCUCUCACUUAUAAUAGAAAAAGAACAGUCAAAGAUAAGAUGCCAGAUGAAUUUGAGCAUCAUAAAAAAAUUUUAAGAGGACAUAAUGAUGGUGCAAUAACUAGAGACCUAAAAGAUAUUUCCUCGGUUAGAGUGACAGCGAUGUAAACAAAGUUGCUCAAGGCACAGCAGACACAUUGCAAGCUGAAGUUGAAGCAUUUUUACAGGGAAAACCAAAGUAUGUUCCAACAGAGAAAAGUACCAGUAAUCAAAAUAUUUGUGAUAAGCAGGAAACUAAGAAAGUUGCUGAUAAUUUUCAUUCAAAGUAUCAUUCAUUAGUUGCUAAAUCCAGUGCAAGUAAGUUUAGGUCACAAGCUUUGAAUAGUACAGCUGCAUUAAUAAAGAGCCAAACACACGUCUCUUGGCAUGGAAAAGGGAUGUCAAAUGGCAAUCAUGGUCUGGUACAGAUGAUUGGUGGGGCUUUAUCUGUAACUCAUGGGAGGACAGUACAGACAAGAAGUAUUCCCAUUCAUAGAUCAAGUUCAAAGCUAACUAGUCUAGUUCAUGGUGAUUGUAAAAUGCCACACUUUGACCUCACCCCCCUCAGCUCUGCUAAGUGUUCAUGUGGCAAGCAACAGGCACUGUAUGAUCUGUCCUGUCACCACGUUAUGUGUCGAACCUGUUUACUACAAAAUACUAACGGCCCACAAGUACAGUGUUGUGUAUGUAAAAAAGUGUGUAAAAGGUUAGAUGUUUCUAAGCAUCAUGAGAAAAGUAUUUUUUCUUGAUAGCCAAACAUUUGUAUAUUGGUUGAAGAAUGUGUGUGGGCUGACAAGUGGGGGUAGAAAAGCUAUAUAUUGUAGCAAUAGAUCUUUUAUUGUUACAGUGUUUCACUUACAAGAGGCUUUAUUUAUUUCCAAGAUGUACAUAAUUAAUGACUAUGAUAUCAGCAUACUUCUGGCAAGACAGUGGUUGAAUGCAUUUCCUCAUUUUCAGGUUAUCAUGCAUGGCAGGUAUAUUAAACAAAAAAAUUAUUUCACACAUUUUAAUUUGUUUAUGUAUAUCAUUACAUGCAAGCUAAAACCAGAACUUAAAACUUCUUGACUUUGUAUAGUUUGUUACUUUAUUUGAAUGAUAAAUUUAAUAUAAUUAAGUUGUGUGGAAUUAGCUACAAAAAUUAUAGUAACAUAUUUACAUAGGACUUCCCUGGAGAAUCCACUCUCUCCAGACAUCCUUAGUACAUGCCCAUGUAACUCCCAACAAAUUAGUAUUAUACCUCACUAUAAGCCUAUAUAUAUCCUCUGUGUCGGUGUAUUGUUUGUAACGGCUUGAUAAAGCUCCUGGAGAGCGAAACAUUGUCACAAUAAAAUAUCACAGUAGUUGCAUUUGUGUCCUUUUACUUAAUAAUAGUAACAUUGAGGAGUCUGUUGAUGUUGUUGGCCUCCCUUAAUCUCAAGUUGUUGAGGUUCUGGAAAUAUAAACACAUAUGCAGUAUAAUGUGAUCCUUUAUUGACAACGUUUCACUCAUACAGUGGGCUUUAUCAAGCCACAAACAGAUAUACCUGGGUGGGAAAUCGGGUUGAGAAUGCUGCAUGUGACAAUCUACCGAGUAGGGUUAUAGUCUAAUGCAGUGUUAUUCACUAAUUUUUGCAAGAGAGCCACUUCGGUUAAAUACAUUGAUUGAGAGAGCUGAAGCUACUGCAAGUUAGUAUAACUCAAUUAAAUUAAGUAGUACUGAGCUGCUAGUGCAAUAUAGUAAAUGAGAAAAAGUAGACAUGAGCCGUGAAUUGAGUCCUCGUGAGCCGCACAAUGAAUAACACUGGUCUAAUGCCUUGGGUAGCUUGGAAGAGAGAUUGGAUAUGUAUAUGAGUAGACUUUCUGCAGUGUUCCUCCAUUCUUAUGUGGGAUAGCGAUGAAGAAGUUUCUUGGCAAGGGGUUCAGCUACAUUAUAGAAGACGUUGUUGGAUAUAGAGAUAAGUGAUGAUUCCAGGAUUCUUCGGUAUUGAGUGUUGUCUUCUCUGGCAAUAAGUCUUGCGUUUCUGUAGUUGAUUAAAUGGUUGUGUAAAUUUCGGUAUUGAACACAGGCAUUCUUUAAAUUGUCAGAUCUGCCUGCGUAUUGGUGUUCUGAAAUAUAUGUUUGGAGGUCUCUUGAUGUUUGCCCACGUAUAAUUUGCUGCAGUCAUUACAAGUUAUUAUGUAUACCCCUCCAGAGGAUGGAAGCUUGUCCUGUCUGUUACUGGUUAUGUCCUUGAUGAUCGUGGUUGUGGAGGUAGAAACUGGGAAUGAGGUUUUGGAAACCUGUUUGGCAAUGGAGUUGGUGGGGAGGACUAUAUAUCUCUUCUCUGGGUGUGUUGAAGAUGCUUAAUGCCUGUUGUCUGCAGUCUGUGAUGAAGUGACGAGGAUAGUGAAGAAACCUACCAACCAACACGAUCUUCUCCACGACACCAAAAUUAAACUUGGUGUAAUUAUAGGCUUUUUCCUGCAUGCACUCAGAAUCUGCAGCAAUGAGUUCCUUGAAGAAGAAUGCACUAUAAUUGAACAAGUAUUUUCCAAACUUCACUAUCCUUGUCACUUCAUCAGAGACAACGGGCAUUAAACAUCUUCAACACACCCAGAGAAGAGAUAGAUGGUCCUCCCCACCAACUCCAUUGGCAAACACAUUUCCAGUACCUCAUUCCAAGUAUCUACCUCCAUGACCAUCAAGGACAUUACCAGUAAUAGACAGGACAAGCUUCCAUCCUCUGCAGGGGUAUUCAUAAUCCCUUGUAAUGACUGCAGCAAAUUGUGUGGGCAAAACAUCAAGAGACCUCCAAACACGUAUUUCAGAACACCAGUGUGCAGGCAAAUCUGAUGAUUCAAGGAAUGCCCGUGUUCAACACUGAAAUUCACACAACCAUUUAAUCAACUACAGAAAUGCAAGACUUAUAGCCAGAGAAGACAGCACUCAAUACCGAAGAAUCUUGGAAUCAUCACUUAUCUCUAUAUCCAACAGUUUGAACCAGAACAAAGGCUUCUAUAAUAUAGUAAAAACCCUUGCCAAGAAAAUUCAUCGCUAUCCCACAUAAGAAUGGAGGAACAUUGCAGGUCUAUUCAUCCAAU